AUGGUUUGUGGUGUGCUCGAAAGAUUCCCAGAUAUUGGUAGAAUUGAUGCUUUCGACUGUGAUGCCGAAUUGAUCGCCAAUGCUCAAAGUAUGCAAAGAGAAAAGUUACGUUGGGAUACAGGAUCAAAUGUGAGGUAUGAGAAAAUUAAAUUCCAAGUUGCGAAUUGGAUUGAUGAGUCCACUACUAUUGAUGAACCUGAGUACGAUACCAUUAUGGCGUUCAGUGUUACGAAAUGGAUUCAUCUUAAUCAUGGAGAUCCGGGUCUCAUGAGGUUUUUCAGACGUGCCUUUAACCUCCUGAAACCAGGCGGACACUUGAUUCUGGAGCCACAACCUAAAUCUUCGUAUAAAAGAACAAGGAUGACGGCUAAGCACAGAUCAAAUUACGCAUCGCUAAAAAUAAAUCCUUCAAAUCUGGAACCUUUACUAGUUGAUCUGGGUUUUUCAUAUUUCGACACCAUUAAAGCCCCAAGACCUAAUGAACCAUUUCGGCGCAAAAUUAUCCUGUGUUCAAAAUCUUAUGGAGCGACCCCUGCCUCAAUACGUAAUGAUUUACGUUCUGAAGUACAAAGCUGGCAGGCCUUUAGUUCACCUCAUAGUCCACAAAGCCGUGAACCUCCACCGGUGUGUUAUCUUCCACAAACCCCCGUAUAUAAUUUAGGCACUCCACUUACAAUAAACAGUUCUCCUACAAACAGACAUCCAUCUGUUUCUAGUACAGUUUUGAGUCCUAUUGUUUUACCUAGUUCUCCACUUGUUGAGGUUGUAAAUCCAGUCUUAACUCCUAAUUGUGAACCAGAUUCGACGUCAAAUUGA
Molecule: messenger RNA, 816 nt
Organism: Heterobilharzia americana
Lineage: Eukaryota; Metazoa; Platyhelminthes; Trematoda; Strigeidida; Schistosomatidae
Source: the annotation of a GenBank genome assembly